AUACGGCAACGACGUGGCUGUGUUUCUUUAGCGUUAAGUUCUCGCAGCUAUAUCUUACUCAAAGAUUUUUAAAUAGUCACCUUCCUUUCACUUCAAUAUGAAUUCUAACAAAACAUACGUCUUGUCCAUUUGAAAAAAUAUCCACGAUCACCUGCACUACAAAUAUUCAGAGUAAAGGAAAAAGCGCCUCAACGCAGAAUAAUCAGCUAGCCCCAUAUUAAUCAUACAGAUCCAGUAUAGAUCUAGAUGGAUUCUCACGCUCAUCAUAAUGAACAUGCAGCUAGUAUGAAGACCUCUUUAUCAUCCAGGAAUAAAUACUAACAUUCAGUAGUUUCUGGAUCUACUCCUUCUUGGAGCGUAUCAUCUACACCACCAUCCGAAUCCCCUUCACAACCUCCAUCUCCUUCGAGAAGAUCCUCGUCACCAAGACCUCCUAGUCUCCUAUCAACUAGAGAGAAUGACCAACAAUUUAUCACUUACAUGGUACAGAACAACAAAAUCAUCGCCGAAAUGCAGGAGAAAUUAACUGGUGUCAAAAUCAACAAUAUGGAUUGCAUCGGUGUAGCCGAGAGAGAAGAUUUAGCCAGACAAGUCUUAAUCUUGCAAGCUGUCGAUAGUUCAUCACAUGACAAGCUCCGCAAAAUCGUUUUCGAGCUUCAAAGUGAUAGAAUCAUCAGGAAAUGGAGAAAUACCAAAUAUGCUGGUCUCAAAAUCGAUUGGAAGAAGGUAAUCCCUGAGCUUGUGGUGGGUAAUAAGUUCGUCAGGAAUUGGUUGACGAAGAUGUUAUUGAGAAAAAAGGCCGAUGGUACUUCUGAGAUUAGUGACGAUGGUGAAUUUUAUUCAGCCUGGGGAGUUGGACAAGAUACUAGUAGGAAAUGGGGAGCCAUAGGAUCUUUGGCUUAAGGGAUAUUGAUCACGAUGCUUUGGGAACUUUUGCGAGAUA
This is a messenger RNA of Sclerotinia trifoliorum, 943 nucleotides long. The record is from the annotation of a GenBank genome assembly. Lineage: Eukaryota; Fungi; Ascomycota; Leotiomycetes; Helotiales; Sclerotiniaceae.